This is a messenger RNA of Funneliformis caledonium, 164 nucleotides long. The record is from the annotation of a GenBank genome assembly. Lineage: Eukaryota; Fungi; Glomeromycota; Glomeromycetes; Glomerales; Glomeraceae.
AUGGAAUCAGAAAGAUCUAAUAGCAUAGCUCCGCAGACCCCAUUUACUAAUGAAGAAGAUUUUUUUGAGUCUGAUUAUAGAAAACCUGAUCCAUUAUUCGAAACUAAUGGAAAUAACUUAGAACCAGUCGCGAGAUUGUCCUAUCUUCAUAGCUUCCAUCUUAG